This is a messenger RNA of Dovyalis caffra, 294 nucleotides long. NCBI's taxonomy places the organism in Eukaryota, Viridiplantae, Streptophyta, Magnoliopsida, Malpighiales, Salicaceae. The record is from the annotation of a GenBank genome assembly.
AUGAAGAAGAAGAAAGUUUUCAUUGUUUUCCGCACAUACUGGCUACUGCUUUCUAUUCAUUUGUGUUUUACAUCCUCUCCAACAGAACAUGUUUCUGCUUUGAGGUCUGCACAAAUAUCAUCUCACCAUAUCAUUGGCAAUGCUAAUGUGGAAAUUAAAGACAUAUCAAAUCAAUUGAUGAUAGGAGCGGGUGCAGAAGGUGGCAAUGGUGCAGCUUUUGGAAGCUUUGACCAAACGGUUCUAAUGGUUGCUUUAGAAGUGUUGUGGGUUUGGAAUCUUGAAAACUUCCCCUGA